Suhomyces tanzawaensis NRRL Y-17324 is the source of this 728-nucleotide messenger RNA. RefSeq lists its product as uncharacterized. Bases 329 to 673 code for a protein of 114 amino acids. The record is from RefSeq and is a predicted model, not a curated record. NCBI's taxonomy places the organism in Eukaryota, Fungi, Ascomycota, Pichiomycetes, Serinales, Debaryomycetaceae. The transcript has a single exon.
UGCGGCAGCACCAUUGCAUCAAUGCCUACGUAACUGGUGGCCCAACAUCCUCAAUAUCCAUGCCCCAGCAACUCCGACAAUAACUGCAAAAACAGCAACACUAGCCUGUCCCAUUUGCCACGCUUAGUGAUGUCAGCGCUGGCUAUGACGCCACACGACAGCACAUGGACUGCAUUCACUACAUGCAGGGAACUAUAAGUAAUUGUCAGCCCAGUUGCAGCAAAGGUUGCUGUGCCGUCAUAGGAGCCUCACCUCCACCUGAAUCUCAGAAACUAUAAAUAUGCAGACAUUUCUCUAGUUAUACAUCAAUUAUCAAUUCUUACACAUAAUGCCAGGAGAACCACACAAGAUUUUUUACAAGGGUAACGAAAACGACUUCAUCAUAUUUGUUGAAGAUGUGAAUUUGCUCGAGAAAUUUAAGAAGGGUGACACCACCAUUCCAUUGAUCGACUUGGUCUCUAUCUACAAGAUCUUCACGAACAGACAAGGUGGUUCCGAAGGUGUCUUGGACGAAGCCUCCAAGGCCGAAUUGCAAAACGAGUUUGGCAAGGUUGACAACGACGAAAUCAUCAAAAAGAUCUUGAGAGAAGGUUCUGACAAGCAAGGAUCUUCGAUCAGUCAUGGCUCGAGCAGUCAUAAUGACUCAAUUGGUGCUGGAGCUACAGGUAAUUAGAAGUUUAGCAUGAUUCACUGUGACGAAUUCAGUGAAAUAUACGUUUAGCACAAAA